This is a messenger RNA of Arvicanthis niloticus (Nile rat), 1490 nucleotides long. RefSeq names its product steroid receptor RNA activator 1 (gene Sra1). The record is from RefSeq and is a predicted model, not a curated record. Gene Ontology annotation, cellular component: nucleus. NCBI's taxonomy places the organism in Eukaryota, Metazoa, Chordata, Mammalia, Rodentia, Muridae. Gene Ontology annotation, biological process: regulation of transcription by RNA polymerase II.
UGACUGCCUGUAGUCAUAAUUAGGGCAUGGUUCGUAAUGGUUCAUAAUCUGACUCCAUUCAUUUAACAAACAGUUUCUAAGAGCUUUUCUAUAUCAGAUAUUAAAGUAGGCCUACUUGUAAGGUUCCUUCUGAGACUUUCAGAGGAAAAACAACCAAAUCAGAAGAUACCAUGUAGUCUAACCAGGAAUUAUCAGAGGGUUGUGAGAGCUCAGAUGGCACUUGUCCAAGGCAUUUCAGAAGACUUCUGAAGAGUUGACAUAUCUGAGUACUGAAGAUGAGCUCUUGUUAGCAAGCCUAGAUAAAAUGAAUGUAAAGAUUGUGCAGGGCCUUCCAGAGGUGGUUGUACAUGGUUAGCUAUGGCAGGAACUUAAAAUGUUUGAAUUUGCUUCUGAGAGCAAACUAGGAAACAUUAGAAAAGCUACCUAUUUGGUAUCUUGUGAUAUGGUCUGCAGAUCACUUGCCAGUUGUCCUUUAAAGAACUGGUGCUGGGCUUUCUAGGCAGCUUGAAUGAGUAAGCUACCGCCCCGGAAAUGACGUGCUGCCCCGCUGGCGGUGCGGAAGUGGAGAUGGCGGAGCUGUACGUGAAGCCCGGCAACAAGGAACGCGGCUGGAACGACCCACCGCAAUUCUCCUACGGGCUGCAGACUCAGACUGGUGGACCCAAACGCACUCCCCUUACUAAGAGGGUCGCGGCCCCACAGGAUGGAUCCCCUAGAGCCCCAGAAACUUCUGGGCCACCUCCAGUGGAUCAUCCACCUCCUUCAAGUAAGGCUUCCAGGCCUCCACCCAUGGGGAGCUGUCCUGCUACUGGUGUGGAGCCUCCAAGCUCCCCAGUCAUUGAGUCUGAGACUCUGAUAGAAGAUGUGCUGAGACCUCUGGAACAGGCAUUGGAGGACUGCCGUGGUCACACGAAGAAGCAGGUAUGUGAUGAUAUCAGCCGACGAUUGGCGCUGCUUCAAGAACAGUGGGCUGGAGGGAAGUUGUCAAUACCUGUAAAGAAGAGGAUGGCACUGCUAGUGCAAGAACUUUUACAUCACCAGUGGGAGGCAGCAGAUGACAUUCACCGAUCACUCAUGGUUGAUCACGUGACUGAGGUCAGUCAAUGGAUGGUAGGAGUAAAAAGAUUAAUUGCAGAAAAGAGGAGUCUAUCUUCAGAGGAGGCCAAAGAAGAGAAAUCUACAGUGGCACCUGAGAACCAGACAAUACCAGGCUUCCAACAGUCAUCAUAAUGCCAAUGGCUCCCCAGACUCACGUCACAUGACUUCCUAUGCCUUAGUGUGGAAGGCCUCUUCUCACUUGGCUCCCUUUCACCACCAGGGAGACUAUUGGUCUUGACCAAAGAUCUUACCUAGGAUACUGCAAGAUCACUUGUUAUUCAUAUGUACAUUUCAAUAAACAUCUCAGUGGUGGGAAGUGGGUAGGAAAGGUGAGCCAUUCUGAUGCCAGACUGGAUCUUUCUGGUGCCAGCUUCCCCGCUCCAUGGAUACUA